AUGGCCGCGCCGCGAGAGAAACUGGUUGUUGCACACUUCAUGGUCGGAAAUACCUACCCGUACACGAUACAAGACUGGGUGGAGGAUAUCACGCUCGCAAGUGAGAACGGGAUCGAUGGUUUCGCGCUCAACAUCGGCAAGGAAGAAUGGCAAAUAUCGCGUGUCGCUGAUUGUUAUGAAGCGGCGCGUCGAGCGAGAACUUCACAGCCAUUCAGGGUGUUCCUGAGUUUGGACAUGACCUCUAUCCCUGGGGCAAGUGUCGACGAUGCCCUCCUCAUCCGAGACCAUGUGUCGCGAUUCGCUGGACAUCCACAUCAGCUCCGGUUUAUUGGAAAGGUCCUCUUAUCGACCUUCUCCGGGGGGAAGAGUCGUUUCGGACAGAAAGACUUGAACAGUGCCUGGAACUUCGUCAAGGGAGUCGUAGAGGCUGCAAUUCACUUCGUACCCGCAUUUUUCAUCGACCCUGCACGGUAUCCUGCCGUGUCUUCGAUGGACGGGUUCUUCAACUGGAACGGAGGCUGGUCUACACGUUUGACUCCCCAGUCGCCCCGCCACGAAAUUCGCAUGCCUAGACUAGACGGUGAUCUCGUCCACCUCAAACACCUGGGCGGGCGGACGUUCAUGGCUGCGGUCACGCCGUGGUUCUUCACGCACUACGGGCCUGACUCCUGGAAUAAGAACUGGAUAUAUCGUGGCGACGACUGGCUCUUCGUCCGCAGGUGGGAACAGCUAAUCGCCAUGCGGGACCAGAUAGACAUCGUGCAGAUCAUAUCCUACAACGACUACGGCGAAUCACAUUACGUAGGGCCCAUCAAAGGUGCCCAGCCCAACUCUCAGGCGUGGGUCGACGGCUUCCCGCACGAGCCAUGGCUACACCUCGCUAGGUACUACGCUCGUGCGUUCAAGGAAGGCGUAUACCCUGCCAUAGAGGCGGAUACGAUAUACAUGUGGGCGCGACCGCAUCUUAAGAGCGCUGUUACCGACGACCCUGUGCCUCGGCCGCGGGAUUGGGAGCUAACGGAUGACAUGAUCUGGGUCGUCGUGUUCGCCAUGGCUCCAGCGGUCGUCACAACCUCGUCGUCGGACGAUGGGCAUGACGCCCAAAUCGUUGAGGUACCCUCGGGAGUCUCGAAGCUGUCACAUCAGGUGGAUCCGAAGGGGAGCAUGAGGGUAAGAAUGGAAAGAGACGGCGUCCUCGUUGCGCAAUGCACUCCUGAGCGGCACGGGUUCCGGUUCCAGGAGCGGCCGGGGGUUUACAACUUCAAUGUGUACUGUGCGAUGUCUGGUCCAUAA
Fomitopsis serialis is the source of this 1293-nucleotide messenger RNA. Its product is annotated as glycoside hydrolase. The transcript is spliced from 11 exons. Lineage: Eukaryota; Fungi; Basidiomycota; Agaricomycetes; Polyporales; Fomitopsidaceae. The coding region runs from base 1 to 1293 and encodes 430 amino acids. Gene Ontology annotation, molecular function: glucan endo-1,3-alpha-glucosidase activity. The record is from RefSeq and is a predicted model, not a curated record.